AGAAUCUGCGAUGAGCACUUAUGGUUAUGCGCUUAAGAGUAAGAUCAGGAAAACAGUUGAUUUAUGCUAGCGGAACCUCAACAUGAUCACCUUUCCUGUAGGGAGUUUCUUCCUGUUCCAUAUUUAGAAUUUUUCUGUUUUGUUACCUCUUUCCCUACACCCCUGGAUAUUGGGACCACAACAGAUCUAUCGGAAGCAGGUAGCCAUUAGCAAUCCUCUUAUACCUAGUAAUCUGUACAGCGGCAAGGACACUAAGAGCCAACGCCAAGCGCGACCUCUCGUAUCCUUUGUGGUUUGGGACACCCUUCAGGAUCUCACGGAAUCAUGGCAAAUAAGAUGGUCGGGAAGGGUAAAUUGCCCGUUGAAUCAGAAGAUGCGCAAAAACUGCGCUUCCAAGCGGAACUUGAGUUCGUACAAUGCCUGGCGAAUCCCAACUAUCUGCACUUUCUCGCGCAACGUGGCUUCUUCAAAGAUGGUAACUUCAUCAAAUACCUGAAGUAUCUGUUGCAUUGGAAGGAUCCGGAGAUGGCCAAGUACCUGAAGUAUCCGAUGUGUCUCUACUUUCUGGAUUUGCUCCAGUACGAACACUUCCGGCGGGAGAUUGUUAACGCCCAGUGCUGUAAGUUUAUCGACGACCAGGCGAUCCUCCUGUGGCAGCAUUACACCCGAAGGCGCACCCGCCUCACAUCGUUGGGAACGACAAGUUUAACCGGGUUGGCGGUCGGAGGUCAACCAGUUGGCGGUGGUGUCCAGGGACCACUACUCUCGAACGAACCGCUUCCCAUGGCUAAUAACAAUAACAAUACCAACAGCACCAAUGCCAACAACCCUCAGCAGCCUGGUCAGCAGCAGCAGCAAAAUGGUGCACCCAUGGUACAGCAAAAUGGCCUUUCGAACAACACUGGGAUGUCCGGUGGAGUGAUGGGAUCGGGCGGAAGUGGUGGAGGCGGUAUUAAUCUCAGUGGGCAAAAGGUCUCCUAAGUUUUGAACUUGCUGGAGAUAGUGCACAUUUCGAACACUAAAGUUUUGAAAGAUUUAUGUUUUCUUCUGUAAAAAAGACUGUUUUAUAACACUUAUAAUAAAAUGCUUAAGUAAUCUUA
This is a messenger RNA of Aedes albopictus (Asian tiger mosquito), 1100 nucleotides long. It is a transcript of the gene MED31, whose product is annotated as mediator of RNA polymerase II transcription subunit 31. Gene Ontology annotation, cellular component: core mediator complex; mediator complex. The record is from RefSeq and is a predicted model, not a curated record. Gene Ontology annotation, biological process: regulation of transcription by RNA polymerase II. Lineage: Eukaryota; Metazoa; Arthropoda; Insecta; Diptera; Culicidae. Bases 325 to 981 code for a protein of 218 amino acids. The transcript is spliced from 4 exons. Gene Ontology annotation, molecular function: transcription coregulator activity.